AUGGGUACCAACGAAUGUUGGUCAUCUAUUGAGGCGAUUAUAAGACAACGUUUAGAUUUGAAUGAAAUUGAUCGACGUUAUUGUGCUGUAUGCGGUCGACAAGGUCCAUCAUUGUCGCGUUGCUUCGGGUGUCAGAUGGUUUAUUAUUGUGGUGAGGAACAUCAAGCUGAAGAUUGGUCCAAAGAACAUGCUCAAAAAUGUACACAAUUAGAGUGGGUUGCUUUAGGAGAAUUUAUUCAAGCUCUACCGGCUCAACCACCCUUACCAAAUAUUGGUGAUAAAUGGCAAAUAUCAUUAAAAGAAAUAAAUAAUUGGAAAAGUUGGUUUUCAAUACGAACAAAUAUUGUGCAUUUAGCUAAUAAUACAGCAAAUGUUUUGAAAACUCUUCUACAUCUAACUGAUAAACGGCAGCCAACCGAUCAAAAUGCAGUCGACGGUCUUCUUGCGGCGGUAACUGAUCUUUUAACAAACGUUCUCACGAUUGGCAAGGCUAUUGUUUCCUUUGGCCUUCAACCAAACAUCCGCCCUCUUGUUAUUCAUAUCCUUAGUGGUUUUAACAAAAUUGAUCUUGUCGAUCGCAACCAAUCGUCGUCAAAUUUACCCGUUCGUUUUCAUGAACUCCUCAAUAUGUUUCCCGAUAACAAAGGUGUUGAACUAGUUAUUGUGAUUGGUGAUGACGAUCAAGACGACACAGACUAUUCAUCUUUACCACAUGCAAAACUCAAACCCGAUAGAUUGAUUAUAACCACUACCGGUAAAGGUCGCCUUCUUGACACAUUUGAAGAAAAGCGUCUACAACGGCCAGUUGCUGAUCUGAUUGUUUAUUUGAAUGCUGUACACCUUUUUUUGCCAUCGAAUAAAGAAGAAUUAAAAUCUAUGCUCACUAAACAACGUCCAACGUUAUUAACAUUUGAGGAUCAGGAAGAAUUUUAUCAAGCACAAAGAUGUUUAUCAACCAAAGGUGCGAAUAUUCACCAAGCAGGACUUAAUCAAUUUAGCUCAUUGAUUAUUCGACAACGUUCAAAUAAACCAAAUUCAACCUAUUCCAAAAAUUCAUAUCAAAUACUAUUGAAUACAAUAGCUAUUAAUAAUAGUGCUGGAAGAAAUGAUGAAAAUGCAUCACUAUUGUCUCGUCAACGUUCUCAUCAAUCUUCCAUUGGCAUUCAACAUGAUCAUUCACACCAUCAUCAUCAUCAGCAACAACAACAACAACAACAACAAAAAUACGAACAACCGCAACAGCUCAAUCCCGGCUUGAAACAGGUCAAUGGUAAAAUACAUAUUGAAUCUCUUUCGUCGUCGUCGUCAGUGUCACAUAAUACGCAAGCAAAUAACAAUGGGAUACUGCUAGACACAAACGUUCACAUAGGUUCGACCGCGAACACGGCUACUACCACCAAUACUGUUCAACCAAUGGUACGAUCAAAUAAUAAUAAUAAUAAUAUACGUCAGCCUACUGUAGUACAACGACGGCAUCACUCUCCACCUUCAUCAACGUCGCUGGCUAUUAAUUCGACGACACCACAUCGUACACACAAUACGACCGCUGCUGAGAUGAUGAUUACUACUGAAAUAACUAGAAAUAAUCUUAGACCACAACCAAAACCACGUUUAUCUCUCGCCAAACCAUCGGAUAAAGAUAUAGAUAUAACAAAAUCAGAAAUCAAUGGCAGUCUUGUUCAACGUUUUAAACCAUUUUUUGAACAGACCUCACAAGAAUCGAACGUUAUUAAACAACAUCGUCAGUCGAUUACAAUCCCUUAUACAUACAAGAAAGGAAGUAGUACAAAAGCAACAUGUCUGGAUGAUAUUAUUUCAUCUAAAAAUGCAUAUCAUGCACCAAUACCGCCCCCAGUAGAAAUGCCUAUCAACGGUCGAACUGUAACAAAUAAUCCAAUUAUCUCUUCGCUAUCUACUGUUGAAACAACACACGUGGAACGCGUACCAAUAGCAAAUGCAACUAAUACUGCAACAAUUUCGAAGCCAACGAUUGAACAACGUACUGAGGAACGAACGAUAAAAGUUACUACGAACAGUGUUUCUUCAUCGUUGACAAUGCCAAUUGAAAUUCAUCGUGAUCAACGAGCUGUAAUAAAUGGAAAAAGUACUAAUGCUUCAGCUUCUUCUUCAUCAUCAUCAUCGUCGUCGUCGUCGUCGAGCGAAAAUCGUUCUGACGAACGAAUUGUUAAACCGACUACUGUUAAUACUUUUUCAAUGCGACCACAGCCAACUGUAACAACAAAUAAUCAAUUAACUAUAAAACCUAGUACGAAAUCAAUUUCACCUCCACAUCCACCACCUCCGUCACGACCACCACUACCUACACAACCACCUUCAUCUACUACUAAUGAUGAAGUAAUCUAUACUGAAGUAAUUAAAAACCGUGAACGAACUUUAUCCACUCAUGAUAAUGAUCUCGUUCAAUCUCCGAUAAGUCCGUCACGUUCAUUUAUUAUUCCAUCAACUAAAUCACCAAGUGUAUCCAUAAAGACUUCAUCAUUUAAUCUUCAACGACCAUCUCGAUCUCAAACUACGGGAAACGUUUUUGCACACACAAAUAAACCAAAACCUAUUCCAUCGGCCAUGACAUCAGAUCGAAUUAGUCUUUAUUCACAACGAAGUACUAAACAAUCUGAUCAGGGUUUUACAAUUAAAAAUCUAUCGGAAUGUAUUGACCGAGUUGGUGUUGUAUUCGACGAAACAAAUCGCCGAAAUGAUGUACCAAACACUGGCUUGACAACAGUUGAUCUUAUUCGUGAACAACUAACAAAUGCAUCAACAUCAAAAACUACUGAAUCUUUACUAGAUAAAUUGUAUAAAUCGAACAGUAGUACUCGUUUAUCAACAUCAUCAUCAUCACGAACACCAAUGUCUAUAGCUACGCCACGGUCGAAAUCUCAACAAGCGACAAAAACUCAAAAUGAACAACCUUCAACAUUGAAAAUGCAAGCACCAGCACCACCAUCAACAACAACACAAACACCAUUGGUAUCAUCUUCAAACCGACGACCUAAUGGCAUCUGUCUACCUUCUACAGCAAAACUAUCUCAUGAACCUGAAUCAAUAGUUUCGCCAAGAUCUCAACAAUCGCCGAUUCAACUCUAUCAAAAUCUUGAGCCACAGAGUACAAAUUUAUCAACUCAAAUUGUUAAUUAUACACUUAAGAAACCUUCUGGUCCAAUCUGUAUUGGUAUACCGAAACCAUUUCGAAAACCAACAGCUAUUAUUGAACCAUCACCUGUCAUAACAUCACCAAUAGUAAAUAAUUCCGAACCAAACUACAUAAAUCUAACACAUCAAGAUGAACAUAUAUAUACAAAUGAAAAUAGUACCGGAGUGGCCGGUAGUAGUAAUUCAAAUUCUUAUACAAGUAAAACAUCAAGUAUUUAUUCAACAUCAGACAAACAAAAUUCCACAGUCAACCCUGAAAUUCAUUAUGCAAUAUCUCAAAUACCAUCUUCACAGCAAGAUCAAUCCGUGGAAUACGAUUCAUUUGAUGAUGAAUUAGUUAUAGAUGAUAUAGCUAAAAUUGAAAAAUCAUUUAAUUUAAAUGAUAACACAGAUGAUGAUUCAUUCGACGAUGAUGAAAAUCACAUACCAAAUCCAUCAGUACCAUCGAAAAAUUCAUCGAAAAAUUUCUUCCGUUCAACUCUAAAUCGUUUGACACGAUCAAAUAAAUCGUUAGAUCGUCUUAAUACUGAAUCUAUCACAAAUGAUGCUACACAAGAAUUAAAUCCAUCAAACGCAAUUGAUACAAAAACGAAAAAAACCCUUCGUAGUAUCAAAGCUCGACAUGAAGCAAAAAAAACUGGUAAUCUUUUAACAACAUAUACAGCUGGUGAUGACGAUACAACAUCAAUUGAUUCUAAUUGUUCAACACAAACAGCAACAAGUUUAAGUAAAUCAUCAAACAAAAUGUUGCAUCAUCGUUUUCGUUUAUUUCGUCGUAAAGUUGAAAAAGAAUUUGCUAGUGAUACAGAAGCAGAAAAACAUCAAACAGAACAACGAAGAAAAAAAUGGAAUAAAAAAAUGAUCAACACUGCAGCUAGCGAAUUAAAAGCCAAACGUUUACUAAUGAUGAGUGAUGAGGAUGAUGAUGACGAUCAUCGUCACCACCACCAUCAAAAGAAUUAUUCACUCUCAAAUAAACAAAUCAAAGAAAAUGUUAUUCACGAUGAACCACAUAUAUAUGAUCGUAUUAUUCAUGAUGAUAAUAAUAAUAAUCAUAGUCUAUCUCGUAUGGGCAAAUUAUCACAUGAAACACAUUUUAAAUCUCCAACAAUAACUCUUGAUGAAAUCCGUUCGGAAAUUCAAGCUGAAAUAGCAGCGAGACAAGAUAUACAAAUAAAUAAUCAAUCAGUAAUAUCAUCAAAUUUUAAUUUACAAAAGAAACGUUCGAAAUCCGUUACAUUUCUUGAUGAACUACUAGGUGAUGAUCCUAAACAACAGAAAGUAAAUGUGAUAACAAAAAAUGACUUACAAAUGAAAGCAUCGACAGCAGCAAAACGUAUUGAAAAAGGCGAUGCAAGAUCUAUAUGUGGAGCACUGACAGGUACAGGACCGAUUCGAGGUAUUAUUAAAGCAGCUAAUAAUGAUAUUACUGGAACGACGGCUCCCGUUUCACCAUCUGCUGCAGCGGCUAUUUAUUUAAGUGGAACACCUAUGGAUACACGAUGUACAUCACCAAAACCCAUUGAACGUACACAUCGACCUCUUUCUACGUAUACCGUCGGUUCAGCUCGUUUCUAUGAUGGCGCAGCUGCCGUACCUGCAACUCUUGCACCACCACCGCCACCGCCGCCGUCAAUGCCACCACAACAACCUAUUACAACACACUCAUCAAAUUCCAAUAGCAACAAUACGACACCCAAUCAUCGACCCAUAUUAAAUAAUCUUUCUCAUCCUUCGUCAACAUCGAAUAAUGUUCAUCAUAAACGACCAACAGCAAAAGUUAGUCCAUUUCAAACUAAAUCUCCUAACGAGACAAUAUCACCUAUAUCUACAAGUAAACAAACAGCUUUCUCAUCAGUACCGAAAAAACCUAUUCGACCAUCGACAAAUCGCAAUAUGCAAGUAUCACAAGAUGUACCUAAUGUAGCUAUAUCGUCGAUUAGCGAUGGUGUUGGUGGUGUAUCGAAACGGCUACAGUCGAAUUUUUAG
Rotaria socialis is the source of this 5160-nucleotide messenger RNA. The record is from the annotation of a GenBank genome assembly. Lineage: Eukaryota; Metazoa; Rotifera; Eurotatoria; Philodinida; Philodinidae.